Molecule: messenger RNA, 1924 nt
Organism: Dendrobium catenatum
Lineage: Eukaryota; Viridiplantae; Streptophyta; Magnoliopsida; Asparagales; Orchidaceae
Product: 3-ketoacyl-CoA synthase 11-like
Exons: 2
Coding region: 198-1739 (513 amino acids)
Biological process (GO): fatty acid biosynthetic process
Cellular component (GO): membrane
Molecular function (GO): acyltransferase activity, transferring groups other than amino-acyl groups
Source: RefSeq, a predicted model, not a curated record
UUGGGAAGACGACCUGCAAAUUUAUAUCUCCGCCUUUUUUUUCCUUUGUUUUUUAAUAUCACUCCCUUUUUAUACCCCUUCCUUAGUUUGAUUUCAGCCACGAAGAACCCAUCUCUCUCUCUCUUGCUCGCGAUUAUAUUCCUGCGCUCAGAUUUUCUGUUCUGAUAGCAGGGAUUUUUCCUCUCUGAGCUCCAAUAAUGGCAGAAGCAAAGCCAAAUGCCGCCGCUUUACCCAAAUCCCCUUCCAGAAGGCUUCCAGACUUCAAGCAAUCCGUUAAGCUCAAGUAUGUCAAGCUCGGCUACCAUUACCUCAUCACCCAUGGCAUGUACCUCUUUGUCACUCCCUUACUUUUUAUCAUCGCUGCCCAAGUCUACUCCACCAUUUCCCCCCAAGAUCUCUACGUUAUCUGGGAUCACCUCCGCUUCAAUAUCAUCUCAGUCGUUCUCUGCUCCACCCUCCUUGUCUUCCUCUCCACCCUCUACUUCCUCAGUCGCCCAAGUCCUGUUUACCUUGUCAACUUCGCCUGCUACAAACCCGAAGACGAUUGCCAUUGUUCCCGUCAAACUUUCAUGGAUCGUUCCCGGUUGCGAGGUUCAUUCACUGAAGAAAACCUCGAGUUUCAGCGAAAAAUACUUGAAAGAUCUGGCCUUGGUGAAUCCACUUACCUUCCUAAAGCAGUCACUAAUGUCCCCCCAAAUCCUUCGAUGGCCGAGGCCAGGAAGGAGGCUGAGGCUGUAAUGUUUGGCGCUCUCGACGAGCUCUUUGAAAAGACAAAUCUGAAACCGAAGGACGUCGGCAUUCUGAUUGUGAAUUGCAGCUUAUUCAAUCCAACCCCUUCUCUAUCUGCAAUGAUUGUGAAUCACUACAAGCUGAGGGGAAACAUUCAGAGCUAUAACCUCGGCGGUAUGGGCUGUAGUGCAGGACUGAUCUCAAUUGAUCUCGCCAAGCAGCUCCUUCAGACCCAUCCAAAUUCCUACGCUUUGGUUGUCAGCAUGGAGAACAUCACCUUAAAUUGGUAUUUUGGCAAUAACCGAUCGAUGCUCGUCUCAAAUUGCCUUUUUCGAAUGGGUGGAGCUGCAAUCCUUCUCUCAAACAAGCGAUCUGAUCGAAGCCGCUCUAAGUAUCAGUUGCUUCAUACAGUUAGGACGCACAAAGGAGCUGAUAAUAAAUGCUACACCUGUGUUACCCAGCAAGAAGAUGAUGAUGGCGAGAUUGGAGUUUCUCUGUCAAAGGAUCUAAUGGCUGUUGCUGGUGAUGCUUUGAAGACGAACAUAACUACAUUGGGUCCUCUUGUUCUCCCCAUGUCUGAGCAGCUACUGUUCUUUGCUACUUUAGUAGGGAGAAAACUGCUCAAGAUGAAGAUUAAGCCAUAUAUUCCAGAUUUCAAGUUGGCCUUUGAGCAUUUCUGCAUUCACGCUGGUGGAAGAGCUGUACUGGAUGAACUGGAGAAGAACUUGCAGCUCUCUGAGUGGCACAUGGAGCCAUCGAGGAUGACAUUGUACCGGUUCGGGAACACUUCGAGCAGCUCCCUCUGGUAUGAAUUGGCUUACAGUGAAGCCAAGGGAAGGAUCAGGAGGAGGGACAGGAUCUGGCAGAUUGCAUUUGGCUCUGGUUUUAAGUGCAACAGUGCAGUGUGGAAGGCAUUGAAGACUGUGAAACCUGCAAAGGAGAAGAGCCCUUGGAUGGAUGAAAUUGAAAGCUUUCCAGUCACAGUUCCAAGGGUAGCAGCAAUCAACUGAACUGAAUGAUAAUUUCUUGUAACUUAUUAGGCAUAGCCUUAUAUCAUUCUAAGUUGUAGUGGAAUAGUUCUUUCGUAGCAUUUGGUCUUGCUAGAUGGCCUGUAAUGGAGAUUUCUGAUUAUUGUUUCAAAGGAAGAAAUUUGCCAUAUUUAAUAAGAUUGCGUUGCUUGUGGUAGCUCAUGGAG